AUGAUUGUCGAAGAAUCGAACAGAUACCAUGAGACGAUUCCAAUACGAUGCAAGGAUUCAAACAAGAGAAAACAUCAAAAGGCGUGGGAACCCAUCGAUCGGAAAGAAAUGUACGUUUUUCUUGCAACAUUCAUGUUGAUGUCGGCCGUAAAGAAAUCGAAGAUGCAGGAAUAUUGGUCGACCGAUCCUUUGAUCGAAACGCCCAUUUUCAAAAAAAUAAUGCCGAGGGACCGCUUUCUCGAAAUCCUUCGAGCACUUCAUUUCAAUGACAACGAAAAACAGGUGCCAGGCGAUAGGUUGUUCAAAAUCAGACCAGUUAUGGAGUUGCUGAAGGACAGAUUUCCAUUUUUCAUCAACGCAUACAAAAAUUUGGCGAUAGAUGAAAGCUUGAUGUUAUGGAAAGGCCGUUUAUGUUUCAAACAGUUCAUCUCGUCAAAACGUCAUCGUUUCGGAGUGAAACUUUUCAUCCUUUGCGAUUGUUCGACUGGAGCCAUACUGGAUUUCAUUGUUUACACCGGAUCCAAUACAGAAAUUAUAUCGUACGAAGAACUCGGAAUUUCAGGCUCUGUUGUCAUGACACUUUUGCAGCCUUAUUUGGGGAAAGGACACAGCGUUUUCCUAGAUAAUUGGUACUCGAGUCCAAAGCUCUUUGUAGAAUGUGUCCGGAAAUCCGUCAAGUGGUACAAGAAAUUUUUUUUUCACUUGGUGGACAUGACUGUCUUCAACUGCAAUGUAAUGGCUACCAUACAAUCUGGACAAAAAUGCGGCCUGGGAAAGUUUCGAAACGAAUUAGUCCGCAAGUUGCUUUCGAAAUAUGGACAAAUUCAAACACCGAAGCAACGGAUAGUUUCGGCCGCUUCAACUCCAUAUCCUAAGCGCUUGAUCGAUCGUCAUUUUCCGUCGAAAAUUUCUUCCGACGGAAGCUCACGUUUGAGAACAAGAACCUGCUUCGUAUGCAGCCAUUCAAAGAGAAGAGAAAACAAAAGAUCAUCGUCAAGGUUUGAAUGUGUCGAUUGCAAUGUUGGGCUUUGUGUGUCGGAAUGUUUCAGAGAAUACCAUACCUUGUUGCACUUUUGA
This is a messenger RNA of Bradysia coprophila, 1077 nucleotides long. RefSeq names its product piggyBac transposable element-derived protein 4-like. Lineage: Eukaryota; Metazoa; Arthropoda; Insecta; Diptera; Sciaridae. The record is from RefSeq and is a predicted model, not a curated record.